AUGUACGAAUUAAAUGUUCACAAGUGUGCGAAAUUCCGAACGUUUGAAAAUAAAGCAGAUACUCGACGUGCUUUGGUUUUCUUGAAAUUAUUGGAUAACGUAUCAUAAAUUUAAUAUUAGAGUUGUCCAAGAGAGGAGGCAUUAAAAUUUUGUAAAAAAAGAAUAUGUCGAUUUGAUACUACUAAAAAAUUAGAAGGACCUCCCAAGUUUAGAUUGAUAAGAAAUGCAACUACAAGUAGAGGUUGGAUCUUUCCUGAGGAGAUCAAGUAUGAUUUAGGUAAAAAUUACGAGAGACCAAAAACAGAAGAGGACAAAGCAUUUUAAAAGUUCUUUUAGUCUAACAAAUUAAAGAUAGUGUAGGAAUAGCAACAUCAAGUGGAGGUUGUCAAUUAGUUUAUGAAAGAAAUAGACGGAUAACUUAAUAUGAAAUAUAAUAAUUUAAAGGAGUUAAAAAAUAAGGUUUAGGAUGUCAGAAUUAAAUAAGAGUAGUAUAGAAACACUCCUGUAAAUUAUUUGAAAUUCAAAGGGCAACGAUUCAUUUAGUUGUAUGAAGUGUAAUAAUAAAAAAUUAUAUUGAAGUUUCAAGAAACAUUAUGAUAAUGAUUUAUUGGGAUUUGAAAAGCAAUUUCCAGUGACAGUUUAAGAAAAAACAAAAAGAAACGAAGACUUUUUUGUUAGAGCAAACAAAAAACUUGAAACUGAUAACUUAUAAAAGAAAUUUAUAAAAUUAUAAAAUGAAGGAGAGAUAAUAGCCAAGCUAACUUAAUCUGAAGGGAAUAAGGAUUAAGGUAUAUCAAUUAAAUCGUUUUAACAUAUCAAUGAUGUAAAGAAUCUUGCCAUGGAAUUCAAUAAGACUUAAUAUGUUUUCGAUGAUGAUAAGAUAAAGAAAAAGAAGAGAAAUUCCUUACAUUUGCUAAGACUGAAUAAUAAAUAUCGAAAGAAUAAUAAUCCAAAAGAUAUUAAAAUAGGGGAUUUCGAAGAAAAGUUAGAGACAAUAGUAACAAAUAGAAUAGAUUCCAUUACUAGAAGUGGAAAUGCAACUAAUGUGAAUUAUGACCAAAUAAAUUCGUUAAAACAAGUAAAAAAUUGAAUAUCAUAAGAAAACUGAAACCACUAGAAAUAAAGAGUUUAACAAGAUCAAAUCCCAUUUCACUCCAAGAUCAAUUAAAUUUAAUUAAAGAGCAUAUACUACUUAAUAGUCAACAAGAAAGUUAGAACUAAGAAGUAAUAGAUCAUACAAGUAAUUAUAAAAAUAAGGUUGA
This is a messenger RNA of Paramecium octaurelia, 1262 nucleotides long. The record is from the annotation of a GenBank genome assembly. NCBI's taxonomy places the organism in Eukaryota, Ciliophora, Oligohymenophorea, Peniculida, Parameciidae.